AUGCAACAAAACAACAGCGUAACUGAGUUCAUACUGUUAGGAUUGACCCAAAAUCCCAUGAGACAGAAAAUGGUAUUUGUAAUCUUCUUCAUUUUUUAUGUGGGAACUGUGGUAGGGAAUUUGCUUAUUAUUGUGACCAUCAAGUACAGCCCUACACUUGGGAACCCCAUGUACUUUUUCCUAUUUUAUUUGUCCCUUACAGAUUCCUGCUUCUCAACAUCCAUAGCCCCUAGACUACUUGUCGAUUCACUCUCCGCAAAAAAAAUUAUAACAUACAAUGAGUGCAUGACUCAAGUCUUUGCCUUACAUUUAUUUGGCUGUAUGGAGAUCUUUGUGCUCAUCUUCAUGGCUGCUGAUCGUUAUGUGGCCAUCUGUAAGCCCUUACAUUAUCCAACCAUCAUGAGACGACAGGUCUGCACCAUCCUUAUUGUUCUUGCAUGGAUAGGGUCUUUUAUCCAUUCUAUAGCCCAGAUUAUCCUGGCCUUGAGACUGCCUUUCUGUGGACCCAAUUUGAUUGAUCAUUACUGCUGUGAUUUGCAACCCUUGCUGAAACUUGCUUGCAUGGACACCUAUAGGAUCAACCUACUGUUGGUGUCCAACAGUGGGGCCAUUUGCUCAAGCAGUUUUGUGAUUCUGAUAAUCUCAUAUAUUGUCAUCUUGCAUUCCUUGAGAAAUCACAGUGGAGAAGGGAGGAAAAAAGCUCUCUCAACUUGCACUUCUCACAUCAUAGUAGUAAUCUUAUCCUUUGGUCCAUGUAUAUUCAUAUAUACACGCCCCCCAACCACUUUCCCCAUGGACAAGAUGGUGACUGUAUUUUAUACUAUUGGGACCCCUUUUCUCAAUCCACUCAUCUACACCCUGAGGAAUGCAGAAGUGAAAAAUGCCAUGAGAAAGCUCUGGCAUAUAAAAAUUACCUCAGAAAGCAAAAGAUGA
Molecule: messenger RNA, 933 nt
Organism: Neogale vison (American mink)
Lineage: Eukaryota; Metazoa; Chordata; Mammalia; Carnivora; Mustelidae
Product: olfactory receptor 4C11-like
Exons: 1
Coding region: 1-933 (310 amino acids)
Biological process (GO): G protein-coupled receptor signaling pathway
Cellular component (GO): membrane
Molecular function (GO): G protein-coupled receptor activity; olfactory receptor activity
Source: RefSeq, a predicted model, not a curated record